Messenger RNA from Planococcus citri (citrus mealybug), 836 nucleotides. It is a transcript of the gene mRpS18B, whose product is annotated as mitochondrial ribosomal protein S18B. Gene Ontology annotation, molecular function: structural constituent of ribosome. Lineage: Eukaryota; Metazoa; Arthropoda; Insecta; Hemiptera; Pseudococcidae. The transcript has 5 exons. Gene Ontology annotation, biological process: mitochondrial translation. The record is from RefSeq and is a predicted model, not a curated record. Gene Ontology annotation, cellular component: mitochondrion; ribosome. Bases 131 to 763 code for a protein of 210 amino acids.
AAUCACAUUUUUUUCUGAACAUGGAAAAAAAUUGUGAAUUCUUGGGAAAAUUUUCCAUUUUAUAAUUCGUAUAGGUGAGUUUUUCGACUUUCGUUAUAAAUUGUUUCUCGGUUUUCUCUCAUAAAUCGAAAUGAACCGUUUGUUUCGUCUCACUUCCUAUACUUUAUCGAAUAUACCGAAAUUUGCUGUACGUGAAUUUCAUUCGAGAACUGAUUUCACCGCUCGAACAAUCAUUUGUUGUAAUUCUGUUUUGAAUCCGACGAGGUCCUUACAUGUAACACCUUUACGCUUAGAAGACGAACCGAAAAAAUCAAGAUACGAAGGAUUAUUGGAAAGGGACCCAUCUCGAGACCGUAGUCGUAAAAUAUCAAUCGAAACUAGCAUAAGAUACGUAAAUAGUCAAGCUUUCAAAGAUGGAUAUGGAAACGAUCCAGUGUGGUUUCUUUAUCGUAGGAACCAUAAAGGUCAAUUUGCUCGUCCAAAAACUCGCAAAAUGUGUAUUCGUAACGAUGUUAUUAUGACUGGUAAUCCUUGUCCUAUAUGCAGAGAUGAAUUUUUAGUCGUGAGUUAUAAAAACGUUGAAUUAUUGAAGCAGUUUAUUUCGCCUAUCACCGGAGAACUUCUCAGUUAUAAAACAACCGGCGUUUGUCAACAACAGCAUCAGAAUUUACUGGUAGCGUAUUUGCAAGCCAGAGAUCUUGGUUUAAUCACAUUUGACCUUCCAUUCAGAGAAUACGAUUAUUCGGAAUACGAGUUGAAAUAAGUUUUCAUAAUUUAUCGUCCAGUGUACAUAGCUUAGAAUGGAAGCAACCUACGUUAUAGUUGGGGGAGGCAUA